This is a messenger RNA of Symbiodinium sp. CCMP2456, 906 nucleotides long. NCBI's taxonomy places the organism in Eukaryota, Dinophyceae, Suessiales, Symbiodiniaceae. The record is from the annotation of a GenBank genome assembly.
AUGCCGAAGAAGCCGGUGCUUGUCACCCUCGAGGAGUUUGAGGAACUCAAAACGCAACUGCAGGGCCGUAUCGAUGGUGUGUUGAAGGAGCUGCGUACCAAGGUGCCGGGAUGUGAAGACCGCAUCGCUGAGCUCCAGAUCGCGAAGACGAAGCUGGCCCAGGAUGUGGAGGUGGCGAUAACUGCGACGAAGCGAGUAGGAGACGAUGCCCAGGCGACGACGACCAACAUGGUAGGCGAGCUGGACAGUCGUCUCAGCGCCAAAGUGGCGGACCUCCUGGCACAGCUGCAGCACUCCGACGAGGCCCUGACGCGGGACUUGACCACAUCGGAGGGGGAGACCCGCAAGCUUCUCGCCGACGAGCUCACAGCGCUGUGCGAGCGCUUGGAUCAGGAGCUGUCCUUGGUCCGCCGCGAAAUGGCGGAGUCCAUGGAGCGUGCGGCGGGCGAUAUCCGGGCAGAAAUGCAGAAGCUGAGUGCGUCGCUUUCGGCGAACAUCGCUGAGAGCCAGCAGCGGAGCCUGGACAAUGCAUCUGGGUUGAAGGCCUACCGGGAGCACACGGACGCCGUACUUCAUCGGGAGCAGAAGGCGCGGACGCUGGAAGAGGAGCGAGUCAAGGUGGCCGAGGCAGACAUUUGGAUGAGGCUGGACCGGCUAAGCGAGCUGGUGCAGGAAGCAGAUGCUAACAAGGAUUUACUGCAUGUUUCUGCUAUCGGCUGUGCCAUUCAUUGCUUCGACUCGUCUGGAAGUAAAUGCUUCAUGAGCAUGGAGCCCAAGGCAAUGGAGGAAGUCCGAGUCACGACCGGCGAGAUGGACCACAAGAUUACACAGGCUGCUAACGUGGUGCUUUUGGUUUCGGACGCAUCCGUAGGUCUUCAUCAGACUUCUUCCUUUGAGUGGUGCUGA